GAACCGGAAAAGACAUCAGAAAUUCAAGGAAGGAGAAGUUCCAUUGACAUUGACUUAUGCUCUUCUCUUCUCCCUUCCUUGUUUCUUCUUUCAAAGCGCUUUUGUUACAUUUCUUUUUUUUUACAAAAGCACUUAUGUGUACUUUCUUUCUUUACCAUUAAGCUACUAGUAUAUAUUUGGACUUCAAGUGAAAGGAAAAAAAUAAUAAGAGAGCUUAAAUAAAUUGAAGAAAAAUUAGAAACAAAUGGAUUCGGAAAUUUUUCAUACAAUCUUAACCAAAUCACUCACCGUCCUUGUCUGGCCUCCAAUUAGUUUGCUUUGUCCCUUAUACGUUUCUAUUCGGGCAUUGGAGAGUGAUUGCCGUUCAAGUAAUCAACGAUGUCUUGCUUUUUGGGUUCUGUUUUAUUUGUCUAUGAUCAUGGAAUGUGAAUUUGCAGUGUUAUUUACCUGGCCCCCAUGGUGGCCUCAUGCAAAAGCCAUGGCAACUUUCCUUCUGUUAAUACCUAAUUUUGGUGCUGCGCUAUACAUCUACAAGUUCUUAAUUAAACAUUACUGUACUUGGAACAUUUGUGCAUGGACAUUGAACAUCUUUUAUCAGAAAAUCACACGUUUUGAAUCAGAUGAGGACAGCGAAAAACUUUCGGAACAAGAGGAGAAAAACUUAGUAUAUCAGGGAAGAGAUGAUCAUGCUGAUUGUGACAAGACAAAAAGCAGUUAUGCAAGUAAAAAGCAAGUCCAAAAGGAAUGGAGCUGUGCUUUAUGUCAAAUUAGUACUACAAGUGAAAAUUGCUUAGUGGAACAUCUUCAAGGGAAGCAACACAAAGCUAAGAAAAAAGAACUUCGAGUAGGGUUACGUUUAAUUAAUAGUCCGUAUAUGUUAUCCUUUACGCAAGAAAGAAUCAAAGGAAUGACUCUACUUAAAAAUCUCAACCAAAUUGCAAACAUUCUGAGUCCAGUUUCUACAUCCACAAUAUGGUGUGAAUGGAAAAAGCCGGAAUUCGGAUGGACAAAACUAAACACUGAUGGUUCUGUAAAUAAAGAAACUGCUGCUUUUGGCGGGCUGCUUCGUGAUCACCGUGGCGAACCGAUAUGUGGUUUUGUCUCGAAAGCUCCUCAAGGAGAUAUUUUCUUGGUAGAACUUUGGGCUAUAUGGAGAGGCCUUGUUCUCUCUUUCGGUCUUGGGAUUAAAUCAAUAUGGGUUGAGUCAGACUCCAUGAGUGUUGUCAAGACUAUCAAUAAAAUGCAGCCUUGUCCGAAAGCUGAAAGUUGUUUGGAAAAAAUAUGGAAACUGUUGAGUAAGUUUGAAAAAUAUCGGAUUUCGCACUCGUGGCGCGAGACUAAUAGAGCAGCAGAUCAUCUUGUUGGAUUUUGAUCCUUUGAUUCCUAAUUUUGACAUAAUUCACAAUUCAACAAUUUUCAUACUUAAUAUGAUAAAUCUAAUAUUUCAAUUGAGCAAAA
Messenger RNA from Cicer arietinum (chickpea), 1458 nucleotides. RefSeq lists its product as uncharacterized. The record is from RefSeq and is a predicted model, not a curated record. Gene Ontology annotation, molecular function: nucleic acid binding; RNA-DNA hybrid ribonuclease activity. Lineage: Eukaryota; Viridiplantae; Streptophyta; Magnoliopsida; Fabales; Fabaceae.